Pteronotus mesoamericanus is the source of this 6991-nucleotide messenger RNA. RefSeq names its product ArfGAP with RhoGAP domain, ankyrin repeat and PH domain 2 (gene ARAP2). Gene Ontology annotation, cellular component: cytoplasm. NCBI's taxonomy places the organism in Eukaryota, Metazoa, Chordata, Mammalia, Chiroptera, Mormoopidae. Gene Ontology annotation, biological process: positive regulation of GTPase activity; signal transduction. The transcript has 32 exons. The record is from RefSeq and is a predicted model, not a curated record. The coding region runs from base 111 to 5234 and encodes 1707 amino acids. Gene Ontology annotation, molecular function: GTPase activator activity; protein binding; phosphatidylinositol-3,4,5-trisphosphate binding.
AGCAUUCACUAUGGAGAAAAUAACAUUUUGAGACACUGAAGUUCACCCUCCUGUGUGUGUAUCUUAUUGUACUGCUUUUUGAAAAUCAGCUUAGUAAUGAAGCCACCAUUAUGUCCUUAGUCAGUGAAGUAAAUUUUGAUAUCAAAGAUUUCCUUAUGAGCAUCAAUUUGGAGCAGUAUCUCUCCCACUUCCGUGAGUUUGGUUUUAAUACUGUGAAGGACUGUGCAACAAUAAAUGACAGCGUGCUACACAAAAUUGGAAUAUCACCUACCGGACACCGGAGGAGGAUAAUCAAACAGUUACAGAUAAUCUUGUCAAAGAUGCAAGAUAUCCCAAUAUAUGCAAAUAUUCAUAAGACAAAGAAGUGUGAUGAGACUUUAAAGGAUCACCGUGCUCCAUCUUCUGAUAAGGAUACCCGCAUAGAACCUUUAGAUUCAUGUACUGUUCAGACACGUGGUCCAACAAAGUUGGAGGUGGUUACAAACAAUCUUGAUCAAAAUGACAUUAGUGUGGAAAAUAGCCAGUCUCUCGAAUCAGAUGGUAAGCUGUCUCUUCCUGAACACAACUUUCCCAUUCCAGAAGAAGAACCGCACCUGAAUUUAGAUUCUUUUCAAGAUUCUUUAUUUGGUCGCGAAAAUAGUAAAACAGAAUCUUUGAUUACAAAGAAGACUGUGGAUUGUACAGCUGAAGGAGAACAGGCAGAAGAUGUUGAUUUGAUCUCAGAAACUGUGAGCAAACUUCCUCAUGGAGAAGCUGAAUGCCUUUCUUCCCAUGGCUAUUCAAUAUCAGAAACUAAUUCUGGAAAUGGAGCUAAUGGUUUAUUAGAAAGUUCACCACCAUCCCCUUUCUUUAAAUUUCAAGGAGAAAUGGUUGUAAAUGAUUUGUAUGUUCCAUCAUCACCAUUCCUACCACCUAUGAGAAGUCGUAGCAAGUUGGUUUCAAGGCCAUCUCGAUCUUUUCUGCUGAGACAUCGGCCUGUACCAGAGAUUCCAGGGUCGACAAAAGGAGUUUCAGGGAGCUAUUUCCGAGAGAGAAGAAAUGUCGCUACCUCAGCUGGAAAAUCUGUGACACAGCAAAAUUCAAAUGAGGAGAAUUCAUCUUCCAUCUUUCCUUAUGGAGAGACCUUUCUCUUCCAGGGACUAGAAACUUCCAAGAAGAAGUCUAUAAAGAAUGAAUUUUGGACCCAUGAAGAAACACUCAAAGGGGAAGCAACUACUGAAAGAAAUUCUUUUUUUGUAAAAUCAAGCAUAUAUGAUAACAGGAAGGAAAAUGUGAGUGAAGACAAAGUGGAAGAUAUUUGGAUACCCCGAAAGGACAAGAACAGUUGCCCGACAGACUGUGCUUCAGAUUCAGAAUACUCAACGGUAGAAGAAUGCUUUCAGAGUCUAAGAAGAAAAAACUCAAAGGCAUCUAAAUCGAGGACUCAAAAAGCAUUGAAUUUGGACCCUGUCAAUAGGCACAGUUAUCCAUUAAGCUCAACAAGUGGAAAUGCCGAUUCAUCAGUUAUUUCCCCAAAUGCAAUAUCUCCUUAUGCCUGUUUUUAUGGAUCGUCUGUGAGGAAGGCUAAAUCAGGAUGGCUAGACAAACUCUGUCCUCAGGGAAAACGCAUGUUUCAGAAGAGAUGGGUGAAAUUUGAUGGCCAUAGCAUUUCUUAUUACAAUAAUGAGAAGGAGAAGUAUUCAAAAGGAAUGAUCCCCCUUUCUGCUAUAUCCACAGUACGAGUUCAAGGAGACAACAAAUUUGAGGUUGUUACAACACAAAGAACUUUUGUUUUUAGAGUGGAAAAAGAAGAGGAGAGAAAUGACUGGAUGAGCAUACUAUUAAAUGCACUGAAAUUGCAGUCUCCCUCGCAGUCUCCAGCAGUUGCUGCACCUGAUAAAUGUGGAUAUCUUGAACUGAGAGGGUAUAAAGCCAAAAUUUUUACUGUGUUAAGUGGAAGCAAUGUGUGGCUUUGCAAAAACGAACAGGAUUUUAAGAGUGGAUUUGGUAUUACAAUAAUUCCUCUGAAUGUAGCAAACGUAAAGCAAGCGGAUCGAACUGUGAAACAAUCUUUUGAAAUAAUCACUCCUUAUAGGAGUUUUAGCUUUAUAGCCGAGUCUGUAAAGGAGAAACAAGAGUGGAUUGAAGCUGUGCAGCAGUCGAUAGCAGAAACUCUCUCUGAUUAUGAAGUAGCUGAGAAGAUUUGGUUCAAUGAGUCCAACAGGAGCUGUGCAGAUUGUAAAGCCCCAGAUCCUGACUGGGCAUCCAUCAAUCUCUGUGUUGUCAUCUGUAAGAAGUGUGCAGGACAACAUAGAUCUUUAGGACCAAAUGAUUCCAAGGUGAGAAGCCUAAAAAUGGACGCGAGCAUUUGGAGUAAUGAACUCAUCGAGCUUUUCAUUGUCAUCGGAAACAAAAGAGCAAAUGACUUUUGGGCUGGUAAUCUUCAAAAAGAUGAAGAAUUACACAUGGAUUCACCAGUAGAAAAGAGAAAAGCCUUCAUUACUCAGAAGUACAAGGAAGGAAGAUUUAGAAAAACCCUUUUAGCAUCGCUCUCCAAGGAAGAAUUAAACAAGGCUUUGUGUGCUGCUGUGGUGAAAUCAGAUGUUCUGGAGACAAUGGCUUUGCUGUUCAGUGGAGCAGAUGCCAUGUGUGCAACUGGCGACCCCGUGCACAGCACCCCCUACAUGCUGGCCAAGAACGCUGGGCAGAGUCUGCAAAUGGAAUUUCUCCACCACAACAAAUAUUCAGAUUUUCCUCAACAUGACAUUCAUUCGGAAGGUGGAUUAAGUCAAGAGUCCUCCCAGGGCAUGUUCCUCUGUGACUUUUUGUACCAGGCUCCUGCUGCUGCUCCCAAACUCCCUUCGGAGAAAAAACUGCUGGAAGAGACAAAUAAAAAGUGGUGUGUUCUGGAAGGAGGUUUCUUGAGUUACUAUGAAAAUGAUAAGUCUGCCACACCUAAUGGUACCAUUAAUAUCAAUGAAGUUAUCUGCCUGGCCGUGCACAAGGAGGACUUCUAUUUAAAUACCGGGCCCAUCUUUACCUUUGAGAUCUAUUUGCCCUCAGACCGUGCGUUUUUAUUUGGAGCUGAAACAUCUGAAGCCCAAAGGAAAUGGACAGAGGCAAUAGCUAAGCACUUUGUUCCCUUUGUUGCUGAAAACUUAACAAAAGCUGACUAUGAUUUGAUUGGUCAACUCUACUACAAAGACUGCCAGGCACUGGAUCAGUGGAGAAAGGGCUGGUUUGCAAUGGACAAGUCUAGUUUGCAUUUUUGCCUUCAAAUGCAAGAACAGGAAGAUAGAAUGAACUUAAGAAGACUGCAAGAGCUAACAAUCAGCACAAUGGUUCAAAAUGGGGAAAAAGUGGAUAUCUUGCUCUUGGUAGAAAAAGGAAGGACGUUAUACAUCCAUGGGCACACCAAGUUGGAUUUCACAGUCUGGCAUACUGCAAUUGAAAAAGCAGCAGGUACAGAUGGUAAUGCUUUACAGGAUCAGCAGCUCAGCAAAAACGACGUUCCCAUUAUCGUGAACAGCUGUAUAGCAUUUGUUACACAGUAUGGUUUAGGGUGCAAAUAUAUCUAUCAAAAGAAUGGUGAUCCUUUGCAUGUAAGUGAACUCCUGGAGAGCUUCAAAAAAGACGCAAGAAGCUUCAAACUGAGAGCUGGAAAACAUCAGCUUGAAGAUGUGACCGGUGUGUUGAAAAGGUUUCUGUCUGACAUUGAUGAUGCACUUCUUGCUAAGGAGCUCUAUCCAUACUGGAUCUCUGCUUUAGAUACCCAAGAUGACAAGGAAAGAAUUAAAAAAUACGGAACAUUUAUACGUAGUCUUUCAGGGGUCAACCGAGCAACAUUGGCAGCUAUAAUUGAACACCUUUACAGGGUUCAGAAAUGCUCAGAAAUCAAUCACAUGAAUGCCCAUAAUUUGGCCUUGGUCUUUUCAUCCUAUUUGUUUCAAACUAAGGGACAAACUAGUGAAGAAGUAAAUGUCAUCGAGGACCUAAUUAAUAACUACGUUGAAAUAUUUGAGGUUAAAGAAGACCAAGUCAAACAAAUGGACAUAGAAAAUAGCUUUAUUACCAAGUGGAAAGACACUCAAGUUUCCCAGGCUGGAGAUUUGUUAAUUGAAGUCUAUGUAGAAAGGAAGGAACCAGACUGCAGUAAUAUAAUCCGGAUAUCUCCAGUGAUGGAGGCAGAAGAAUUAACUAAUGAUAUAUUAGCAAUAAAAAAUAUUAUUCCUACAAAAGGUGAUAUCUGGGCCACAUUUGAAGUCAUAGAAAACGAAGAGCUAGAGCGCCCUCUUCACUACACAGAGAACGUGUUGGAGCAGGUGCUUCGGUGGAGUUCACUUGUUGACCCUGGCUCUGCGUAUCUGGUGGUGAAGAGAUUCUUAACCACUGACACAGUCAAACACUAUCAUGAGACAAUGGCCCUGGGGAUUAUCAAAGAGGGAACCCUGAAAAUCAAAGAAGAACCAUCUAAAAUACUGUCUGGAAAUAAAUUUCAGGAUCGGUAUUGUGUUUUACGAGAUGGAUAUCUCUUUCUUUACAAGGAUCAGAAGAGUAGCAAACCUGACAAAAUGUUUUCACUCAGUUCCCUGAAGUUUUAUCUUGGAGUGAAAAAGAAAAUGAAACCUCCAACAAGUUGGGGAUUGACAGCACAUUCUGAAAAACAUCACUGGCACCUGUGCUGCGAUAGUUCACAGACUCAGAUGGAGUGGAUGGCCAGUGUCUUCAUCGCCCAGCAUGAAAACGAUAUACGACCACCAGCUGGAAAGGAACGAAAACGCUCUAUCACCAAAAAUCCCAAAAUUGGAGGUUUGCCUCUGAUUCCCAUCCAGCACGAGAGGAAUGUGACCGAAGCCCGCCGAAAUAUCGAGAGUGCAAGGGCAGAGCUGGAGAAGCUGCGGCUUCGAGAAAAGGGCAGUCAGGAGUCCGGGGACAGCACCUUGAAGGAGAGGGCCUCCAUGGUGGCCCACUGCCUGGAGCACAGGGACGAUAAACUCCGAAAUCGAACCCGAAAGCAUCGGAGUUUCAACUGUCUGGAGGACACAGAGGCGGAGGUCUGUCUUGGGCAGCAAAGGGGCCUUAAAGGCUUAAAGACGCUGGGGAAGACUGAGGACAGGAAUGGCAAAGCUGCUUUGGACCCAGAUAACAAGUUGCCUUCCAAGGUUAUUGAAGAACUUAGUGUGGUUCUGCAACGGACAAGAACCCUUCCAAAAGAACUACAGGGUGAGCAAAUCUUGCAGAAAGAGAUAAAGUGAACUGCAAAUUGUUUAAAUGUGGAGUAUGAUGUUUGCAAAUCAGAAACCAAACUGUAUGAUAAUUUGUGGUUUGUGAGGUUUGUCUAGUUAUAUAUAUAAGCAUUUAAAGAGCAUUUUAAAAUAUGUAUGUAUAUACACGAUAAGUGUAAGAUUAACUUUAUUUUGGUUUGAACAAAGCUUGUACAGUUCAACUGUAUUAACGUUAUGUAAAAAAGCAUUGGUUUACUCUGAGUGGCCAACUUUUCAAAGUAGUUGUCUGUUGAGUGAUGUAAUUUAUGAGCAGAAGUAUCAAACUGUACUGUAUUGUAUAAAAUGCUGUUUAAAUGAAGCCUAUGAACAUGUAUGUAACACAGUUGCACUUUGAGAAACCUUGUAUAUUAAGUUAUCAUGUUUUUAGGUUUACAUGGGGUCUACCUUAGGGAAAACAAAGAGAAGUAAGUUGAAAAUGGGGGAGGAUUUAUUUCAGUGGCUGCCUAUCUCACAAUCCUGGGGUUUUAAGAAGAGACAAGACGUUAACAAAUGUCUUGAAAACCAAGGAGGUCAGUAAAGAUUUAUUCUAGUUCACUGUUAAGAAAGUCCUUAUUAAUAAAAUGUCUGGUGACCAAGUAUUUCCUGAGCAAAUAUGGAGCCAACAAACACGUGUCCUGGCACUGGCCACUCGUACCUACGGGCGAGUGAACCAGCCACCGCACACACUCACUACACUUGAGGCCCUCGCAGGUGGCCGCCGAGGAGAGACUGACACGGCACCGAAGAGACUGCGCAGGGGCCGGCAGGGAUGCCGUUUGCACUGAGGCUGUGCACAAGAGGUUUUUUUUUUUGAAGAGUUCCUUGCUUUUGUUUUGGUACGAACAGAGUUCAUCUUCACAGGGUUUUGUUAUUGUUGUGUUUUGUUAUUGUUUUACAUUGUGUGUCCAUUUCUUGUUAUUUUCAGUAAGUUUGUAAUGUGUUUCUCUGUGCUGUCAGAAUUAACUGGACGUAUACCACCUAGGCAACAUAGGGCCCUCCUGCGGCGGGAGACGGUUUGACCCUGCAGCAGCCGUCUCCUCCCUGUGCCUGAUGAGCGAUGACCAGGUGCUCUGUUCCACGUACAGUCAGCUACAGAGCUGGUGAUUUUCCCAGGACAGACAGUACUCGUUGUAGUUCACAGUAGGGGGCAGCACUUUUCACCAAUUUCUUUAGAAUCGUAUCAGAAUUGAGUUUGAAUUAAAAGUUAUUUUAUGUAGCUAAGCUUUAUUCCUGAGAUUUCUUUGUUUUUUUUUCCCCUCUAUUUUUCAAAUGUUGUACAUACCAGAAUUUGUAUACAAAGACCCAUUCUUUGGUCAGUCCAAUUUGUUCACUAUAAGAUACUGAUCACAUAUAUUUGUUUGCCUUGUGUGAUAUGUAUAGAUGGGAAUAUUUUUUAAAGAAGAAAAAGCUGCAGGUCAGUUUAUAAAAUGGGUGGCACUACUGCGCAGCCUUUAUGGUAUUUAGAAAAAAUCUGAGAUAAGCUCUUAUUCCUAAUAAAUGAUAGUAUUUAUGUUAUAAAGUAAGGAGACAUAUGAAAAUUAAUGUUGGACAAUGGGAAAACUAUCUGGAGUUUCUACCUGUCUUUACCUGAAUAUUUUUUAAACUUGAGCUUAAAAUCUUAUAGUCUCUGUUUCCCUCCUUUCCUGUACAAUUCUCCAUUUUCCAAGUGUAAGAUAAGGGCUACUGAUGAUAUCUCAUAUUUUGAGUAAAAAUUAAAAUUGUUUUACUAGUCCACCUGAAUGUGACUG